Molecule: messenger RNA, 1584 nt
Organism: Cuscuta campestris
Lineage: Eukaryota; Viridiplantae; Streptophyta; Magnoliopsida; Solanales; Convolvulaceae
Source: the annotation of a GenBank genome assembly
AAUCAUUUUUUGCUCUUUACUCCGUAAAUCCCCCUUCUCUCCCCCCCUCUUUUUGUUGAGCAUAACGAGCCAUGACCGAGCAACAUGCUAUUUGCUCGGGUCCCACAGAUGACGCCAAAAUGAUGGUAUAAAUUAUCUCAACCGAUGUCUUCUCCUGAUAGUCAGGAUAUUUCCGCCUCAGAUGCCCGCGCAUCUGAGGAAUCUCUUUCUUCCUCUUCAUCGACCGGGUCAUCCUCACCAGCUCUUGGUCCCUGGUCGAUUCCCAACCCCAAUGUUCCAGACCCGCGGCCAGUAAAUCAGAUGCCCGGUCAGAUCUUUCAAGAGGGGGGUGAACCGGUCGAAGACGAGCCGGCCCCCUAUGACCCUGAUAACGAAUCAUAUGAGGCAUGGGUGGACCGGUUGGAAACGGCCGGUUACUUUCCUCUUCCUACCAGUUACCCUUCAGACAUCUACCCCCACGUUUCCAAGAUCGCCCAGAAUAAGGCCCGAAGGAACCUCCCGGAGGGGUAUGUCCUUGAAUACGACCCCAACUGGCCCAACAUCAUCGAGCCUCACCGGGAUGAUAGGGUAGGGUUCCAUAUCAUCUCCUUGGAGAGUGGCACUGUCUUCCCCCUUUGCCCCCUCCUGGUCGAGUUGUGCCACUGUUUCAAGAUCGUCCCCGGGCAAAUUACGCCCAAUGCCCACCGUUUCCUUAAUGCCUUUGUAAAUAUCUGCAUCCAUCUCAAAAUCGACCCUUCCCUUCGUUUUUUCCUCUACUUGUUUGAAGUUCUUCCCGGUAAGUCGGGUUGCGACGGCUAUGUCUAUUUCAAAGGCCGUAACGGUCGCCAAUUCAUUUCUGACCUUCCACAAAGCAACCGGCAGUGGAAGGAAAAAUUCGUUUUCAUAAAAUUUCCUACGGUUUCUCCUUUGGCCGGCUUACCAUGGAAUGACCACAUCCUGAAGCCGCAAUUUACCGAGCCGGCCACCGCCCCAGACUUGGAAGAGAGUUUAGAGAAGCUUCUCCGAAGGGACCCGUUCACCGGGCAAAUGUUUCAUUACGGGGCUUGGAUCUGGCGGAUCCAACCGGGUGGCCAGGGUACCCCUAUGGCUCAUGAAGCAGCGGGGCACGGGGUACCCGCCCCGGGCAACACUGUAGAGGCCGGGGGCCCCAGCCACCCAGACAUGAAUUUCAGGGCGUUCAACAUGCCGAAGACAACCGGUGGUUCUUCUUCCUCUGCCCCCAAAACUGUCCCGGUCCAGAAGGAGACAGUUGAAGUUCAUUCCGAGGAGGAAGCCCCUCUGACCGGGGGAGGUGCCCAGACCGGCAAGGCACCGGUGAAUCCCUCCCCCAACAAGGUAAAAGGGAAAAAGAGAGUGAAGCAUGCGGCCACCACCCAUCCAUCGGUCAAGAAGAGAAGGGGAGAAAACCCCCCGGCGGAAGAGUCGCUGGAAGAGCUCUGGGUCAAAUUGACCCUUAAAUUGAAAGAGGUAACACUUAUCCGGUAUGCUCUCUUGAAUUUGUCACUCGAUCAUUGUACUAACCGGUACACUUUCCAAUAUGUAGAUGGGCGAAGUUAGGCUCGACACCCUGGAGCAACUCACCGA